GACGCGGGGUGAGGUGUGUGCUGGCUUUAGAGCGGACCCAGGGACCGAGCCGCGCCUGCAGCAUCCUUGGCGCUCUUCCCCGCUGCCCUCGCCCCCCAACCCUUCCCUUCCGACCUUCUGCCUUUUUCUCUCGAAUCCUCUCGUGCGGGGGACGAGGAGUGGCAAUUCGACGGCAGGUUUGUGGGUUUGCCUCCCACGCCCCCCGCCUCCCAGCGCAGGCUUGUGCUGACGGCCGCCUCCUCUGGGGACCAUCCCUCUUCUGGUGCCGCCUCCACCCUUCCUGUGCGCUCUUUAUCCUCUCUUCCCACUUAAAUGACAUUUGGGAAUUGUUUUUAAAUUUUUUAAGUGGGGGGUGGGGGAGAAAUUGGAGUUCGUGGAGCCGAGGAAAUCUGUGUGGUGUAAAGGAAUUCGUUAGCCAUGGAUGUUUUCAUGAAAGGACUUUCAAAGGCCAAGGAAGGAGUCGUGGCUGCUGCUGAAAAAACCAAGCAGGGUGUGGCAGAAGCAGCAGGAAAGACAAAAGAGGGUGUUCUCUAUGUAGGAUCCAAAACCAAGGAAGGGGUAGUUCAUGGUGUGACAACAGUGGCUGAGAAGACCAAAGAGCAAGUGACAAACGUUGGAGAGGCAGUGGUGACAGGGGUGACUGCAGUGGCACAGAAGACAGUAGAAGGAGCAGGGAGCAUUGCAGCUGCCACUGGCUUUGGCAAAAAGGAUCAUCUGGGCAAGGGUGAAGAAGGAGCCUCCCAGGAAGGAAUUCUGGAAGAUAUGCCUGUGGAUCCUGACAAUGAGGCUUAUGAGAUGCCUUCUGAGGAAGGGUAUCAGGACUACGAACCUGAAGCCUGAGAGAUAUCUUUGCUCCCAGUUUCCUGAGACCUGCUGAAAGAUGUUCCACCCUGUACAAGUGCUCAGUUCCAACAUGCCCAGUCAUGACAUUUUUCUCAAAGUUUUCACAGUGUGUUUUGAAGUCUUCCAUCAGCAGUGAUUGGAUUAUCUGUACCUGCCCCACCAACUCAGCAUUUCGGUGCUUCCCUCUCACUGAAUAAAUGGUAGCAGGGUCUUUGUGUGCUGUGGAUAUUGUGGCUUCAAACAUAAAAUGUUAAAACAAAUUAAAAACACCUAAGUGACUAUCACUUAUUUCUAAAUCUUCACUAUUUUUUUGUUGCUGUUGAAAAAUUGUGAGUGAUUUACUAUCAUAGAUUAUAAGAUUUUAUGGUGUCUUUUAAUGAUUCUAAAGAAUAAUGAUGUAUUGUGAAAUUUGUUAAUAUAUACAAUACUUAAAUAUAUGAGCAUGAAACUAUGCACCUAUAAAUAUUAACUAUAAAAUUUUACUGUUUUGUGGUGUGUUUUAUUAACUUGUGUUUGUAUAUAAAUGGUGAAAAUUAAAAUAAAAUGGUAUCUCAUUAUAAAAAUUUUA
Capra hircus (goat) is the source of this 1411-nucleotide messenger RNA. It is a transcript of the gene SNCA, whose product is annotated as synuclein alpha. NCBI's taxonomy places the organism in Eukaryota, Metazoa, Chordata, Mammalia, Artiodactyla, Bovidae. Gene Ontology annotation, biological process: synaptic vesicle endocytosis; regulation of dopamine secretion; synapse organization. The record is from RefSeq and is a predicted model, not a curated record. The coding region runs from base 418 to 840 and encodes 140 amino acids. Gene Ontology annotation, molecular function: cuprous ion binding. The transcript is spliced from 6 exons. Gene Ontology annotation, cellular component: axon terminus; cytoplasm; neuronal cell body.